ACAGUGAAGAAAGCUAAAUCUCUGCUACCUUUCUGUACACAUUUGUUCUUUACCUGCGCAUCCCAGAAUGUCACAGAUGCUGAUGAUGAAGAGGAUUCUUGAAGAGGAGGCUGGUCGAGGCAGAGGGCUCUGUCCAAGUCUUCUGUAUCCUUUGCGUUUUGGCAGCAUUUGUAUAAUAGCAGAAAUGGCACUGAACGCAGCGCUUCCUAAAGUUAAAGCUCCGAAAAGGACAGGUUGGAAAGUUACCACAAAGUCGGUCGCAGGGUCCCGGUUGGGGCAACAGAACGUCUCCAGUCUGGGAGACGCCAUUACGCACGCACCGCGGCCUGGACCCAAGAGGGUAACCGUGUCAGAAGAGAGAAGAAAAGGAAAAGAAAGGAGAGGAAUCGGGUUGAGUCUAUGACCUAAGUUUGAGAAAUCACGGGGCUGAAUCAUCAUGUGCUUCUAUUUAAUCCUGUAGCUUAACUAGCCCACAAUGCCAAACACUGACAAAGCAGCGCUGUGUGAGGAGCUCUGUGCUCAUAUUUGACAUUUUAGAAGCUGUUCGUUUAUUCUGCUAGUCACAAUAUCCUACAACUAUAAGCCUUACAUUUCAUUACUCAUUAUAAUUGGGGAAUUUCAAAUGGGAAUUAUAUUGCAAGCUAUAUAUUUUCUUUGAUUAAAUCUCACCAUUUCAUUGAGUUUUCUGUCUACUUGCACAAUAUUGGCCCAAAUAGAGAUUAUCAUUGAAAUGGCCUAUGCAUUGGUUUGUUUUACAUUAGUGGUUCAAAUUGAGCAUAUUCUGUGAUGCAUUCAGCUGUUCCCUGGACAGACUGUCAAAGGCCUGAGAAUGAUGCUGGGUGCAAACGCCUGGAAUGAGAUCUGAAAAAAAUGGUAGGCAUUUGAAACAGAUUUAUGUGCAAAAACAAAGCAGCAAUGGUUUCCCGUAGCUCAAACAAAAAAGGGCAUUCAUUGAGUUUCUACAAUGGCAUUUAAAUCCACGAGCACCUUCUCUGACAAGGCACAAAGUCAUUUGUAUUGCAGGUCAGUGGACAGAGAUUAACUGCCCCCAGAGGACCACUGAGCUCCAUUGACUGGCUUCUCUUUUACUGCUCUGGAUGUGCAGGCUCAUGCUACCCUCUACUGGUCAAGUCAAAAGAAACACAAAGCAUAUGCUUUGCAGUGCGUCCUGUUUCAAACUGUCUGUGUGGGAUGGGCGGGUUUCUCGUGUCAAAUUACAGGACGUGCCAAAGUUGAGUUUUGUUUUGACACCGAGUUAAAAAUCAGCCUGCACUGUUCUGCUUAUGAAGCCUAGGCACUGGGCCGUGAAGGGAUUUAGGGACUCCACUGUCAACUAUGUCUGUGCGAGACAAAGAGACACGUCCUGAUAGAAGAGGGCCAACUGGGAAUGCUGUAGUCUUCUCCAACCCGCUCAUGAGUGAUUAUGAAUCAGACUGGUCACAAAUGCAUGAUGCAGCUUUCAAUGGACAUGUUCUCACCCUACGAAGGCUAAUUUCUCAGGGUGUUAGUGUGAAUCUCAACACUCUAGACUGGGUCUCUCCUCUCCUCACCGCCUGCACACAAGGACAUACAGCCUGUGCCAAACUUCUGCUGGAAAAUGGGGCAAAUAUCAACAGUCCGACAGUGGAUGGACACACCGCCCUGACAGAGGCGUGUGCCAGGGGUCAUGAGGCCUGUGUUUCUGUCCUGCUGCAGCACGGAGCCGCUUCUACAGGAACCACUCUGUCCAGCUCUCCAAUACACAGGGCAGCGGCUACAGAUAACGUGGAGUGCAUAGAGCAGCUCGUCCAGUUUGGUGCAGAUGUCGACCAGCACAUCGACCAAACCGGCUCUCCUCUUCAAAUUGCUUGCAGGCAUCAGCAACCCAACACUGUCAGAAAACUACUCCAACUCGGGGCUAACGUAAACAGCGUGGUCAGCGGAGAGUCGGCCCUUCACACAGCGGUGCGCCUGUCCUGCCCGGAGAUGGUGUCCACACUGCUGGAACACGGGGCAGAUCACAACCUCAGAGACCCUCAAGGCAACCGGCCGCUGGACAUAGCCCCUCCCAACAGCCAGGUGGCACAACUGCUAAAGCAAGUAGGAGAGGAGUGCUCUCUGUUGAACCUGUGCCGAGUGAGCAUCAGGAGAACAGUCGGCAAGAACAGACUGUCUGAAAUCCAUGACCUGCAAAUUCCUAAUGAACUGAAGCACUACCUCCUCCACCAGUCAGAGCCAAGACUGAUUAAAUCACAUUAACGCGUGAGCUUCACUUUAAGGUCAAAAGGGGGCGCACUUGUGCAGCCUUACAAUACAAGAGACCACACAGCAUUUAAUGAUUAUUUAUGUACAGGCUGUGAUUAAAUGACAAGAUAUUUUACUUAAUUAAGCUACACAUGGGAAUGCCAUUACGACUGACAAUGCUGAUGCAAAUGUGACUGUGAAAACAUAUCAUUAUUUUUUAACAUGUAUUUAUUGUAUUUUGGUUAUGGCAUUUCUCAAGAAUGAAAACACGUGAGCAUUAAGCUGUGACUUCCUAUUGUGUUUAUGUCGUAGAUGUACAAAUACAUUUUUUUACGCAGUUGUGGAUGUGGGAACUCCCGGAGAAUGAAUAAUAAAUGUUUAAUAGAGUUUGCCCUGUAGAAACACUGUAGUAACAAAAUUAAAUGUAGAUAGUAGAUAGUAGAUAGUAGAUAGUAGAUAGUCAGACAGUAGAUGGUCAGACAGUAGAUGGUCAGACAGUAGAUAGACAGAAUAAAUGACAAUUCUAGUUCCUCUUUAUAAUGUGUCAAAUGUCAAAUAUGUAAUUUGUAAUAAAAAGUCAUAAAACAGU
Periophthalmus magnuspinnatus is the source of this 2812-nucleotide messenger RNA. RefSeq names its product ankyrin repeat and SOCS box protein 9-like. Gene Ontology annotation, biological process: intracellular signal transduction; positive regulation of protein catabolic process; protein ubiquitination. The transcript is spliced from 9 exons. NCBI's taxonomy places the organism in Eukaryota, Metazoa, Chordata, Actinopteri, Gobiiformes, Gobiidae. The coding region runs from base 1336 to 2238 and encodes 300 amino acids. The record is from RefSeq and is a predicted model, not a curated record. Gene Ontology annotation, molecular function: protein binding.